Messenger RNA from Plectropomus leopardus (leopard coralgrouper), 625 nucleotides. The record is from RefSeq and is a predicted model, not a curated record. Lineage: Eukaryota; Metazoa; Chordata; Actinopteri; Perciformes; Serranidae.
AAUGAGUACGUCGCCUCUCUGCAGGCUCGGGUGGCUCCUCUGACCGAGCAGUUCACGACUCAGUUCAACCAGGAGGUCGAGCAGCUGAGGGCUCGUCUGGAGAAAGACGUGAGCGCCUCCACCGCCAACGUCGAGGAGAUAGUGGCAAACAUCCAGAGGCAGAUGGAGGAGCUGAAGAAGGAGGCGACCCCCUACGCUCAGGCCAUGAACCCCGAGGCCCUGAAGGCCGCCCUGCUGACGAAGACCAACGAGCUGAAGGAGCAGCUGGAUAAGAGCACCACCGACCUGCAGGCCCAGAUGACCCCUUACACCGAGGAGAUGAGGCAGAAGAUGGAGCAGAGCGUGGAGGAGUUUCAGAGGAGCAUGAUCCCCCUGGCGCAGAGCUUUGAGACCGGGCUGGCCCAGAAAACCCAGGAGAUCCAGGAGAACCUGGCUCAGACAGGAGAGGAGCUGAAGGCCAAGCUGGACGCCACCGCUCAGGACCUGCAGGCUCAGCUGGCCGUCCUGUGGGAGUCUUUCAUCGCCAAGACCCAGUGAACACGACUCCUAUCAGCCUCCACACAACAAAUAUUUAUUUUAACAUCACCCAGUGUGUAUUUUACUAAAUAAAGAAUUUAACAAUCGA